AUGGCGUCCUAUGGAGCGUCGUCGUCGUCGGCGGCGGCGGAGAAUCCAUGGACACCGCCCUAUUGCUCGGUGGUGGCCGUAGACACGUCCGCCUUCUGCUACCGUGUCUGCUCCAUCUGCGAGCGGACCCUCUCCGAUACCGCCUCCAACUGCCCCGUCUGCAGCCGUCGGAUCCCCAACGCCGGCUCGAAGCACGUCUACCGCCUCCUCGUAGUAUCGGUUGGCACGGUGGACAGGGUGAUGGUGGUGGUGUGCUUCGACAGGGCGGCGAGGGUGCUUAUGGGGUGCUCCGCGGACGACUGGACGGACUUCCUGGGGGCGCAUCCGUCGGCAAGGGAGAAGGUCGGGGAGCUGCUUCAGGGGGAGAUGCUGAGGAUGACGCUGAGCCGGUCGAGGAAGGGCAAUGCGGAGCACCUGCGGGUGGCGUCGGUGGUGCCGCUCCGCGCCGGGUUCCGCCCCGUCAUCGACAGGUUGAGGAGACUGUACGGGGUGGAGGCUGGGGCUCCGUCCAGCAGCCACCGCGGCUGUUGAACAAAACUCACUCUUGUAACUUGCUGUUUAAGCAUCUCAAUCUAAAGUUGUUUGGUGUGGCUGUGAUGUUGGAACAUUUAAA
Messenger RNA from Musa acuminata AAA Group (dessert banana), 613 nucleotides. RefSeq lists its product as uncharacterized. The record is from RefSeq and is a predicted model, not a curated record. The coding region runs from base 1 to 531 and encodes 176 amino acids. NCBI's taxonomy places the organism in Eukaryota, Viridiplantae, Streptophyta, Magnoliopsida, Zingiberales, Musaceae. The transcript has 2 exons.